CCCACCCACCCCUCCUCGUCUCUCUCUCUCUGGCUGCUGGGAGACACAGGACAGCCAGGCGUCCGAGCCAAGGGAAGGAGAAGGCGUAGACUUCCUCCAAACAUUUCCUCCGCCAUCUCUCCGCCUGCGAGACUCAAACAGAAAAGAGAGAGAGAGAGAGAGAGAAAGAGAAAAGUUUCCUGGGAUCUUCUGUGAGCGACAGGACUUUCUCUCCUUCUCCUCUAGGUCACCUGGGCGAUCCGACACAGGAGUAUUCCUUCCUUUCUUUUUUAAUCUUUUUUUUUAAAUUCCAUAUCCCCUUCCUCUGGACGCUUUUUUCGCAGACAUGGACUGGGGCACCGAUCUGUGGGACCAGUGUGACAUCAUCGACAAACACACGCUGUCGGGCCUCGACCUGGUGGAUCGCUACAUAAAGUUUGUGAAGGAGCGGACGGAGAUAGAACAGAGCUACGCCAAGCAGCUCAGGAGUCUAACGAAGAAAUAUGCCAAACGAGGGAGCAAGGAGGAGCAAGACUGCAAAUUCAGCAAUCACGCAUCUUUCCAGGAGAUCCUGAACGAGCUGAACGACUACGCCGGCCAACGGGAGCUCAUCGCCGAAAACAUGAUGACGGGAAUCUGCGUCGAGCUCACCAAGUACCUUCAGGACAUCAAGUCAGAGCGGAAGACACACCUGGCGGACGCCAAGAAGGCCCAGCAGAAUCUAGAGGGCAGCUUUAAAAACCUAGAAAGUACUAAGAAGCGCUUUGCAAAGGAAUGGGCGGAGGCCGACAAAGCCACGCAACAAGCGGACAAGACGGAAAGUGACCUCAAUGCCACCAAGCUCGAUGUGGAGAAAGCCAGGCAGCAUGCCCAUGCCCGCACGCACACGGCGGAGGAGUGCAGGAACGACUACGCAGCCCAGCUCCAGAAGUACAACAAGGAACAGAACAACUUCUACUACACAGAGAUACCACAUAUCUUCAAUAAAAUGCAGGACAUGGAUGAGAGGAGGAUCCGGCGGCUGGCGGAGGGAUACUGCAAGUUCUCGGACAUCGAAAAGAACGUGCUGCCCAUCAUCUCCAAGUGUCUAGAGGGCAUCUCAUCAGCGGGACUGAAAAUCCAGGAGAAACAGGACUCCUUACUCUUCAUAGAGCAGCAUAAGUCUGGCUUCGAGCGACCUGGAGACGUGGAGUUUGAAGACUACACCCAGGGAAUCAAACCAGCGACCUCCGACUCCAGCCUCAACCCGCCCAAAGUGCGCACCAAGCUGUGGCCUUUCAGCAAGAAGCACAAGAUAUCUCACGCUGAAAAGCACAUGCCGACGGCUUCAGAGGAUUUCUCUCACCUUCCUCCGGAGCAGAGGAAAAAGAGGCUGCAAGCGAAGAUCGAUGAUUUCGCCAAAGAGCUGCAGAAGGCGCAGGACGAAAGUGAGGCGCUGGACAAGAUGAAGGGCGUGUACGAGAAGAAUCCACAGAUGGGAGACCCGUCCAGUCUGGAGCCUCAGAUCACAGAGACCACACAGAACCUGGGACGCCUGAAGGGGGAGCUCGCCAAAUAUGAGUCGUGGCUGGCGGAGGCCGUGGGAGGAGAAGACUCCUCCAACACCAUCAACAAUAAUAUUCGACACGGCGUUGGAGCAGCCGACCAGUCCCACAACAUCUACACAGAGUUUGACGAUGAGUUCGACGACAUGGAAGCUCCCAUUGGCCAAUGCGCCGCUCUCUACACCUUUCAAGGCAACAGCGAGGGCACCAUUUCCAUCACGGAGGGAGAAAUGUUGAGUGUAAUGGAGGACGAUAAGGGAGACGGGUGGAUGAGGGUCCUCAGAGCCAGUGGAGAGGAGGGAUAUAUACCGUCGUCCUAUGUCAAAGUCAAUCCUUAACACACACACAUACACACUACACACACUACACACAAACUCACACAUACACACAGUACACAUUUAAAGCUUGUGAUGGAGGCGUGAAUGCAAAGUCAAUCCAGAUAAUUGGAGCAGUUCUCCUCGUCCUUUGUCUCUCGGCCUGUGACGUGUACAGUGAAAUGAUUAUAGAGCUCGAUGUCCCGGCCGUCUCUCUGGACUCAGAACGCCAGUCCUGUCAGCUCGUUUAUAGAUUUUUUUGUUUUUUUUUAAACCAAACUUCUGAAUGUAUUCCUGAACUUUAUUUUGUCACCUUGCUAAAGUGACGACUCGUGUUCAGCUUCACGGCCGCUCCUCCUUCACGCUGCUGUUUCUAAUCCCCUGCUGAACUUUUCCUGUGCCCGACUCCAGUCUUCUCCUGAAACCUCUUUACUGCAGCAAUAAUGUGACUUUUUUUUUUGUUUUUAUCAUAUUGAUGUUUGAUGACUUUGAACUGGAUGAAAACCACUACCCUCUACAGAGUGCACUAAGAAUAAUAUCAUUUUAAAUAUCUGUCUUCAAACAAUAUUCAGCCGCCCGUUUGCAAUAGAAACAGUUUUCGCUUGCUGAGACCAUUUCUCUUGAUAGUACUGGUCUGCAAUUGUCAAUGAGAAAUUCAAUGAGAAAUGCAUUCUUUGUGUUACUGUCACACUUGCAAAACACAAAGAGGGCGGUCCCCAGUCAAACAUGUGACAAAUUAAAGCAACUCUCUGUAGCUUGUACUGAGCAACAGCGCCCUCUGCAGCUACACUUGGUGACUACUUCUGUUAGGGUUUGAGUUAUUAAUGGGUUGAAAAGUCUCAAUCGCUGAACUGACACACAACUGAAUGGUUGAUAUUACCCAUGAUCCCCUGCUUCCUGAAACAGAAGAGCUGCCACUAACAAAACCAUUUUUAAAGUUUCCUGGCUGAAUAUCAGAGAAAACUCUUGUAUUUAAUAACUUAAAUAACUUUUUAACUGAUCUACAGUUCAGCUAAACUCUUAAACUCUCAGUCAGUUCCACACAGGAGAUCAAACCAACUCGCCAAAGUUGAAAGAACAGACGUUCAGGGUGAAGAGCAAACAUUCUCCACACUCAUUUUAGUUUUAAAUAUUUUAAGGUAAAUGCAUAGUGUUGCUUUAACUUCAAGUAAUUGUCAGAAUAUGUUUUUACUCGUCUCUCACAAUCAAAGCGCAUUAGGAAGGGAAUCCUCAUUGGCCAAUAUGUAAAAGAGGAUUCAUUGCAGAAAGCAGAAACUGUUUCAGUGCGUAUGUGGACAUGAGAUUGUUGUUAGACGUGAAACUAUCUUUUUAACUUGACAUCCUAUAUCCCAGCUCUUCUUCUACAAUUGCAAGAAAACCCUUCUUUGCGAAUGUUUUUGUGAAAUUCAAAAAAGCACAAAAUGAUCAAAAUUCAAAUACAGAAUUUAUCAUUUUUAUAAUUCCUGUGAACUGUCUGUAUUUGAGGUCGCGGCCUCAGUGCUGCUCCAGAGAUCAUUGCAUACCACUGAUCUUAUGACAUCUGAUAGUAGGUGCAACUCAAACAGUAGAUAGAAGGCAAUUAUUCAGUUUCACUCUCCAGUGUUGCACAAAGCGUGGCUGGGAUCUCGUUGGACAAUCUGUUUUGAUUUUCCAUGUUUAAAACCACCUGUUUUUAUAUUGUGAGCCUUCAGACCUCCAGCAUCGCACUCCUCCUCUUCCCAAGUCCUCAGAUACCACUUAAUUUAAACACACAUAUUGAAAGAACCAGUGAGAACAGGAUGGAUUUCAAAAGGGAUGAAAUGGGAGUUUUUGAGUUUUAGCUCCUGAGCUCCACAGCCAAGGGUGACGAAUUGUAAAGAAAUAUUUAAACGUGGUCGGAUUGUUUAAAGAAACACUCGAUGUGUUUUACAACGUGUGAAAUGCUUCUUUGUGGCUGAUCUAUAAUCUAUAAAUGUGCAAAUGUUAAUUCUCAAAAGUUUAAGAGCCAAGAUGUCUCCCACUCCACUGAAAAGGAUUCCAGUGUCAAGACGUACAAGAGAUUCCUCAGACUCGUCUUUCUGCACAGUGAAGGUCAAACACACUCGAGAGGCAACAAGACGCGACAUGAUUUUUGACUGGAGACUCCAGGUUUAAGAACAAACAGUUUACACUUUUCUCUCUGUGCCAUCCUGUCCUGCACUAGUAAAAGUUUUCUCCACAUUUUAAGGGGUUUUUAUUUUACAAUCCAUUUUUAAACUGAAAAUAUAUGUAUUACCUUGUAUCAUUUGAGUCAUAAAUUGGGAUUUAAGAAAAGAAAA
This is a messenger RNA of Pleuronectes platessa (European plaice), 4134 nucleotides long. It is a transcript of the gene trip10b, whose product is annotated as thyroid hormone receptor interactor 10b. NCBI's taxonomy places the organism in Eukaryota, Metazoa, Chordata, Actinopteri, Pleuronectiformes, Pleuronectidae. Gene Ontology annotation, molecular function: protein binding. Gene Ontology annotation, biological process: signal transduction. The coding region runs from base 326 to 1861 and encodes 511 amino acids. The record is from RefSeq and is a predicted model, not a curated record. The transcript has 15 exons.